Drosophila subpulchrella is the source of this 2027-nucleotide messenger RNA. Its product is annotated as mucin-2. Lineage: Eukaryota; Metazoa; Arthropoda; Insecta; Diptera; Drosophilidae. Bases 36 to 1928 code for a protein of 630 amino acids. The record is from RefSeq and is a predicted model, not a curated record. The transcript is spliced from 3 exons.
ACGAAGCCAACUCAGAAGCAAUUCGAGCCACCAAGAUGGAGGUUCUGUGCAAAAUAUUAACCGUGUGCUUGCUGCUUGUCGGUGCUCAGGCAUUUCCGGCAAUUGAACCAGUCAAGAGCUCCGAGGAGCUCACCUGGCAGUCCCUGUUCUUCGAUGCUCUGACUGGAAACCUGCAGGAGCCGCAGGCUGAUGAGCUCAUCAGCUUGGAGGAGUGCACUGCUCUCUACACGGUGGAUAACAUUGAGAUUCUGUUGAGGGCUGGCUACAAGAUUCGUCGUUGCAACAAUGUGGAGUCCAAGGAUAUCGAGAGAUACUUGGAACGUCACGACGCCAUCUACACGAAGCACAACUUCGAAAGGGAGUUGAUUUCCUGCCACACCCGCGAUUGCUACGUGGAUACCGUUCUGAAUCUGUUCAGCUCGGUGCGUCGUAACCGCUACGAUCAUCGUCGCCGCAGGGCCUGCAUUCUCCGCGAGGUGGAGAGGGCAGCCGUUAAGCUGGAUGCUGCUUCUAUCGCUCUGGCCAACUGCCUUGCUCAGGCCCAGCCUCAGCCACAGCCGCCCCAGAACAGCACUGUGCCUCCUCCGCCCCAGAACACCACCGCCGGUGGACCUGGAUGGAACGGCACUCAAUGGCCCAAUACCAACACCACCCCCAACUUUACCACAACUGCUCUUCCCCCAUGGUGGGGAAACAACUCUACCCAAGGAACCCCUGGAAACACUACAGCUCUACCUCCAUGGUGGGGAAACAACUCUACCCAAGGAACCCCGGGAAACACUACAGCUCUACCACCAUGGUGGGGAAACAACUCUACCCAAGGAACCCCGGGAAACACUACAGCUCUACCACCAUGGUGGGGAAACAACUCUACCCAAGGAACCCCGGGAAACACUACAGCUCUACCUCCAUGGUGGGGAAACAACUCUACCCAAGGAACCCCGGGAAACACUACAGCUCUACCUCCAUGGUGGGGAAACAACUCUACCCAAGGAACCCCGGGAAACACUACAGCUCUACCUCCAUGGUGGGGAAACAACUCUACCCAAGGAACCCCGGGAAACACUACAGCUCUACCUCCAUGGUGGGGAAACAACUCUACCCAAGGAACCCCGGGAAACACUACAGCUCUACCUCCAUGGUGGGGAAACAACUCUACCCAAGGAACCCCGGGAAACACUACAGCUUUACCUCCAUGGUGGGGAAACAACUCUACCCAAGGAACCCCGGGAAACACUACAGCUCUACCUCCAUGGUGGGGAAACAACUCUACCCAAGGAACCCCGGGAAACACUACAGCUCUACCUCCAUGGUGGGGAAACAACUCUACCCAAGGAACCCCGGGAAACACUACAGCUCUACCUCCAUGGUGGGGAAACAACUCUACCCAAGGAACCCCGGGUAACACUACAGCUCUACCUCCAUGGUGGGGAAACAACUCUACCCAAGGAACCCCGGGAAACACGACAGCUCUACCUCCAUGGUGGGGAAACAACUCUACCCAAGGAACCCCGGGAAACACGACAGCUCUACCUCCAUGGUGGGGAAACAACUCUACCCAAGGAACCCCGGGAAACACUACAGCUCUACCUCCAUGGUGGGGAAACAACUCUACCCAAGGAUCCCCGGGAAACACUACAGCUCUACCUCCAUGGUGGGGCAACAACACUAGUAACGGACCAUGGGGAAACAACUCUACCCAAGUACCCUCAGGAAACACCACAGCUCCACCUCCAUGGUGGGGAAACAACACUACUAGCGCACCCUGGGGAAACAAUUCUACUCAAGGUCCCAACAACACCACUGAGAAUCCUUGGCUCGGAAACUCCACCCAGGGACCCUGGAGCACCACCACCGCCGACGACAGGUCCACCACCAAGGGUAACUGGUUCGAUCACCUGUUGAACGAGCUUGGAAACCUCUUCUAGACCCGAAAAUCCACUAGAGGCACAUCCCAACUGUUUGGGGUUUUGGUCAGUAGUCUAAGCUUUAGGCCAACAAAUAAAUAAACUUAUCAGCAUUGAAAA